AUGGCCUCACACGACUCUAUCCCACCGUCAAAGGACGCUUCGACAACACUCACGGCCGUUCAGGAAAACCAGACGAUAUCCUCUCAUGGCCUGGAGGCAAUGCCCAAACCGCAUGCUCCUGAAGCAAAUAAUAAAGUACACGAGGUUCGGCCAAUUCAUGGGUGGAAAUGGGUAGUGUCGUGUCUCUCGAUCUACACGACAGCGCUACUCUACGGACUCGACACAACUAUAGCAGCAGACGUACAGCCAAAUAUUGUCAAGUCACUCGGAGAGAUAGAAAAGCUAACCUGGGUCGGUGUCGGGUUUCCUCUCGGUUCUGUCGCGAUAAUUCUACCCCUGGGUUAUGCCUACGGCCUCUUUGAACUCAAAACCUUGUACCUGUCUUCUAUCGUGCUGUUCGAGGCCGGCUCUGCUCUGUGCGGUGGGGCGCCGACCAUGGACGCCCUCAUCGUGGGCAGAGUCAUCGCAGGGGCUGGUGGUGCUGGAAUGUACCUUGGUGUCCUGAACUACCUGGGCGUGUUUACCACGCUGAGGGAACGUAACUUCUACAAUUCCCUAGUCGGCCUUGUUUGGGGCCUAGGCAGCAUAUUGGGACCCUUGGUCGGAGGCGGCUUUGCCGUUUCUUCGGCGACAUGGAGAUGGUCGUUCUACAUCAAUCUUGUGCUUGCUGCCGUCAUGGCCCCAUUUCUGGUCUUCUACCUUCCCACAAAUUCGCCAAAGCCAAAGGAGACCUUUGCCAGCAAAAUCCGCAACGUCGAUUGGGUCGGCAUGGUUCUCAUCGCAGCCGUGUAUUCGACGUACACCAUGGCCCUCACGUUCGGAGGGGCGCAGUGGGCGUGGGACGACUAUCGAUUCAUCGUUAUGAUCGUGUUCUUCGGCAUAGCACUGAUUGGCUUCGUCGUCAGCCAAUACUUCACGGUCCUGACGACCAAGGAGCAUCGGCUCUUCCCCGGCCACUUUCUCUUGCGAAGGAGCCUCAUCCUUCUCUUCAUCGGAACUUCGGCCUGCAGCUGCACGCUCUUCAUCGGCGCAUACUACAUCCCGCUCUUCUUCCAGUUCGCCCGAUCUGAUUCCGCAAUCAUGGCGGCUGUGCGACUUCUGCCAUUCGUUUGUCUCGCCAUAACAUUCAUGUUGCUGAACGGCGCGUUCUUGCCAAAACUUGGGUACUACAUGCCUUGGUAUUUUGUUGCUGGCGUAUUCAUGACCGCUGGAGGUGCGUGUAUGUAUACCAUUGACUCAGGAACCUCACCAAGUCGGAUAUACGGUUACAGUGUGCUCCUUGCUAUCGGCUGUGGAGCGGCCAACCAGAGCGGGUACUCCAUCGCAGCUGCAAAGGUCAAGCCGGAAGAGAUUGCUGCCGCAAUUGGUUUCAUCAACGUGGCCCAGAUCGGGAGCAUAGUCAUAUCGCUGACUAUUGCCGGCAGCGUCUUCCAGAAUCUGGCUUUCAAUAAUCUACAGUCGGCACUUGCGGGCUACGGAUUCACAGAGUCUGAAUUGCGCAGUGCUGUUGCGGGCACGCAAUCGGCCGUCUUCCGACACAGCUCAGACGCGGUCAGACAACUGGCCGUCGCGGCGAUCAUCAAAGCCAUGAACAGUGUUUUUAUCCUGACCAUCGCGGCGGGGGCGGUCACAAUGGUGAGCUCGGUUUUCAUGAAGAGGGAGAGGUUGUUCCUACAAGCAGUCGCAGGUGGAUGA
Messenger RNA from Exophiala spinifera, 1695 nucleotides. RefSeq lists its product as uncharacterized. Lineage: Eukaryota; Fungi; Ascomycota; Eurotiomycetes; Chaetothyriales; Herpotrichiellaceae. Bases 1 to 1695 code for a protein of 564 amino acids. The record is from RefSeq and is a predicted model, not a curated record. The transcript has 4 exons. Gene Ontology annotation, biological process: transmembrane transport. Gene Ontology annotation, molecular function: transmembrane transporter activity.